AUGAAUACAUUGCCGAGGGCAUUGAAUAAAUCACGGAUGGCUGUUAUUAUUGACAAAAGCUUCCUGAAAAAAAAAGAAUUGGAAAGUUGUGAGUUCAUAUUGAGUCUCUUCAAACAUGGAGGAUCAAUGUUCUCGCAAAACAACAAGGACAAUUUUGAAGAUUCAGUUUCCAGCUAUGGAAAGAAAUCUUAUCUAAGAACGUUGCAACUUAUCAAAGAAAAAUCAUCAUCUACCACGAUAUCUCACGGAAACAUUGAUUUUGACACUGAACACACGACGAUUCUACAAUAUUUGAAAUCUCAAGGAUUCAAUGCUGGAAGAAUGCCACCGAAUCCAGUUGUUGCGGAUGACAUGAUAAUGGAAAACUAG
Messenger RNA from Caenorhabditis briggsae, 369 nucleotides. The coding region runs from base 1 to 369 and encodes 122 amino acids. The record is from RefSeq and is a predicted model, not a curated record. Lineage: Eukaryota; Metazoa; Nematoda; Chromadorea; Rhabditida; Rhabditidae. The transcript is spliced from 2 exons.